Molecule: messenger RNA, 1241 nt
Organism: Mesorhabditis spiculigera
Lineage: Eukaryota; Metazoa; Nematoda; Chromadorea; Rhabditida; Rhabditidae
Source: the annotation of a GenBank genome assembly
AUAGCCCAUAUUCUCGGAGCACAUCGCGAACGGGCAGUGUCCAGAAGGUGGCACCGCUGCUGAACAAGGCUCAACUACCGCAAGGGGUAUCGGCUGUUCGACCUCAUCUCGAAGAAAUCGACAACGUCCCGCUACAGGUUGGCCUCUUCACCGAUUCAACCCCCGGCGCCACAAAGGAAAUGAUCGCCAUCAUGCAGGAAUACGGUGAAUUCGUGUUGGCCGUAGGCUCGUCGCUAAACGUCGCCAAUGGCAGCAUUUUUGGCCAGGCCAACGUUUCAAUUUGUGUGGAGCCGUUGCGGGACGAUUGUCAGGCGACGAAAACGGAAAAAGUGGAGCCCCGGGUCAGAGCCGUCGCCCUCGCCACGGACUGCAUGAAGAUUGGGGCGAAUUUUGUGCUCCAGCACCAGCAGUUGCCCCUCCUCUCCGAGCUGAUCACCGCUUGUCGACAUCGGCUGUACUCGCUGAGGAUUGCGCUCCAAUUUCUGCUCCUCCUCUCCGGGUCCCUGUCACUUCUCGUGGCCCUUUCAGCCGCUCUCUAUCUCCCCAUCGUCUUCAAGCCGGACCAGAUGCUACUCUUCGUGCUCAUCUCUUUCCCAUUAAUCGCUACUUCACCUCUUUUGGGCUCAUUUCUGCCGCGGAAGAAGUUUGUGAAGAUUGCCGGCAAAAAUCAGGAACAUGUCAACCGGAAGGAAGUGGUCGGCGCCCUUUGGUCAUUUUGUAUACAAUUUCUGCCGAUGAUACUCUUCACGUUGGCGCUGUACUUUUUCUUGCUCGUCCGCCACGUCGAUUUCGAGUGCGAAUUCUCGGAUCUGGUGUGCUCGGUGGGAUAUCUGCACGAUGAAAGCGAGUCCAACGGCACCCUGACGGCCCAUCUGAAGCUGAACACCGAGCAAGUGCGGCAUUUGGUCGCGUUUCAGUUCCUCUGUUUCACCAUCGUCCACUCGUUAUCCUGGGCUUCUCCGCUAUUUCCGGUCUAUCAGAGCCGAGUAUUUCUCAGGCCUCUAUGGCUUUUGACAGUCAUGUUUCUACUCUUCCUGCAGCUUAUUUUUUCCACGAUAUCACUUGACGCGAAUCUUCUCAACCUCAUCACGACACCCCAGCUAUUCGGGCUUGUCGUUUGGAGCAUCUGUAUUCUUCUUGUAAACGAGGUCCGAAAACUGACGCAACGCCGCCUGUUCAUGCGGGAACAGCGCCGACGAAAAUUGGCAUUUGAUACUAAACUAGGCAUGAAUUCGCCAUAU